Molecule: messenger RNA, 2113 nt
Organism: Sphaeramia orbicularis (orbiculate cardinalfish)
Lineage: Eukaryota; Metazoa; Chordata; Actinopteri; Kurtiformes; Apogonidae
Gene: zgpat
Product: zinc finger, CCCH-type with G patch domain
Exons: 7
Coding region: 208-1797 (529 amino acids)
Biological process (GO): negative regulation of transcription by RNA polymerase II
Cellular component (GO): nucleus
Molecular function (GO): metal ion binding; DNA-binding transcription repressor activity, RNA polymerase II-specific; RNA polymerase II cis-regulatory region sequence-specific DNA binding
Source: RefSeq, a predicted model, not a curated record
UUGAUGCUGAACCGGCUCAUGUUGUGACUGUGCUGUUCCAGUAUCUAUGAUUAGUUAUUCAGUUUGCAUACAUUGCUUUUACUACAGGUGCAUCAUUCAUGACGUCCGCUUUUCCCGUUGAUACGUCAGAAGUCUUGUAGCCUAUGCUCAAGUGUCUUAGUGCCUUGAUGUUGUCCUUUCCUACCCUGCCCAGUGCCAAGUUUCAGUAUGGAUGAAGAGACUCUGGAGGCAGCCCUCACUACAUACGGUGCUCAGCUGCAGCAGGUGGAGACAGCCCUGCUGGCAGGCCUGGACCCUUCUCAGCAGUCAGACCUGCUCAAACUGAAAGAGGACCUCUGCCAGCUCAUAGAGCUCACUGAGGCCAGCUUGGUGUCUGUCAAAAAGAGUCGUCUACUGGCCAGCCUUGAGGAGGAUGGCAAAGGACAGCAGACAAAUGCCUCAGAGGCAGCAGCCAACAGCAGCACUACUAAUGGUGGCAAGUUGGAUGAUGAGUUUGCAGCCUUCUACUCAGAACUUGGGGAGUCAUCAGGCACAAACUGUGUCACUACUGAAGGGGAAAAAGAGGGAGAGGGGUUAGACAGUUGUGAAGAUGAAGAGGAGGAUAAUGAGGAGGAGGACGAAGAAGACGCACUUAGUGGUACCAAAGUAAGAGCACCAUACCGGACAACAUGGGGGACACUAGAGUACCACAAUGCCAUGGUGGUCGGGGCAGAAUCACCAGAGGGAGAUGAGGCACGAGUUAGAGUGCUGUAUGUUUACCCCACACAGAAGUCUAUGAAACCAUGCCCAUUUUACCUAGAGGAUAAAUGCCGCUUCCAGGAUAACUGCAGGUUUUCCCAUGGUGAGGUGGUGUUUGUGUCAGAACUGAGAGAGUUUGUGGAGUGUGACCUCAGUAAUCUCGAAGAAGGCUCGUCCUGCUUGGUUCGACACGAGGAUGGCAUCUGGUACCCAGCAAAAAUCACAGAUAUUGACAGUGGUUUCUACACUGUGAAGUUUGACUCACUGCUGCUGAAAAACGCCGUGGUCGAGGCCGACGGCGUUAUCCCACCUCUGAGGGAAGAUGACCCAGUGUCAUCUGACUCUGACCAGGACGACCCUGAAGAUUUUGCAGCUUAUGGAAGAGUUCUGGACUCUGCAGAAUCCACAUCAUCAUCAAACAGUCUUAAUUUUGGUGGCUGGGAGGCACAUACAAGAGGUAUCGGAUCCAAGCUACUGCUCAAAAUGGGCUACGAAUAUGGGAAAGGUUUAGGGAAGAUGCAGGAGGGUCGCGUAGAGCCAGUGAUGGCGGUGGUCCAGCCUAAAGGUAAGUCUCUGGACCUGUGCGCUGAGUUCACCCGGCAGCGGACGCAGAGCAAGGUAGCCAAAGACGGCACAGAGACAGGGCGCCCAAAGCGACGCAGAAAACGACGGAUUGCCACAGGGGGGCGCCGCACUGUGUUUGACUUCCUCAACCACAAGCUGGGAGGCCAGAAUGCUGCUGAUGCUGCUGCUGGAGGUGGUGCUAUAGCAUUAGCUGCAACCGGGGUGGAGGCCUACAGGGGGGGGAAGAGCACCAAGAGGAGUCUGAAUGUGAGGCUGUUCCAGGCCGCCGAGAGGGUGGCCCAGACCGAGAGAGAAAUCCAGAAACUGAAUGAGUCUCUCAGCAGGCAGUCAAGCAGGGACUCGUCCACAGCGAAGCUGCUGGAGGAGAAGCUGUCAGCGGCCCGGCGGCUGCUGGCCCAGCAGAAAGCCCAGGAGCUGUCCAUCCAGAGAGAGCACAAGAAGGCUGACACACACAAGAAAAUGACUGAGUUCUAAGCCCUGUUCUCUCAAAGACUUUGAGGAUGAAGACAGGCACCACUUGCCUGAAAUGAACUUUUGUCCCUUGCCUAUUGUCACUUACUUGCUGUACUGUAUUUUUUAAGCAUUAUUUCUCACUAGCAGUAGUAGCAGUAAAGUGGAAUAUUUCUGCUACUCAUAUAUUUUUGAAGGACUGAGCAGUUUCAUUUCUGUAAACAUGCCUUUGGUUUUAACGUGUACAAAUGACAAAAACAAAUUUUCAUUUGUUCUGAAGAUCUUGACUGUGUAUUUUUGUUUCCUUCCACUAAAUGCCAGAUGUUUGGAGAAAAUCUUG